Symphalangus syndactylus (siamang) is the source of this 2199-nucleotide messenger RNA. It is a transcript of the gene GPR4, whose product is annotated as G protein-coupled receptor 4. Lineage: Eukaryota; Metazoa; Chordata; Mammalia; Primates; Hylobatidae. Gene Ontology annotation, biological process: G protein-coupled receptor signaling pathway. Gene Ontology annotation, molecular function: G protein-coupled receptor activity. Gene Ontology annotation, cellular component: membrane. The record is from RefSeq and is a predicted model, not a curated record.
ACUGGCCCGGGGGCCGGGAGGAGCAGCCGCUGUUCUGCCCCGCGGGGGCAUCCGCUGGGUCCCCGCGCCGUCGUCAAGACCGGGGACCUAGACGCAGCCGAGAGAGGUGCCGCCGCCCUCCCCGUCCAGUCGCCGCGCGCAGGCACUGCAGUCAGCGGUGAACUGACUUCAUCCCAAUCCCUCAGCCUCCACCAGUACCAGUCUGGAGUCCCUCCCCUGCCCCCAUUGAAAUUUCCCUUCUGUCCCCAAACUCACCUCUGAUCUAGACCUUACUCACCUCCUUCCUGUUUCCUAAGACUCCUUCCUGCAGUCCCCAGACCGAGCCUUUCAUCUUUGUCCACCCUGUGCCAGACACCUCCUUUUCCAGAACCUUCUCCUUACUGGUGACCUUACUUAUCUCUGUUUCUUUCUGGGGUCCUAGGAAAUGCCAGCACUCCCACCCGCAUUGCCUGAACUUUCCAACACUCCCUAACUGCCCUGUGUCCUAUCUCAACACUUUCUCAUGUAUUUCCUGUGUCUUCUAGAACAUUCCCCCACCAUUAUUACUUCAAUAUGGCUACACAUACUUCCUAACUGCCCUGCAAACAUCUCCUUCUCACCAUUGCCCAGCGAUGCUUUCGUCUCCUCCAUAAACACUCCCGGAGACCAAUUUUUGUGUCACCCCCAUACUCCCUCAUUGACACACUGACUGACUCCAUACAUAACUUCCUUGAAAAACCUCUUUAUUAAUUUCACCAUCCUCCAGACUUCCCUUCUGUCAUAAUUCUAUCCCUCCUCCAACUUUUUCCUCUCAAGCUCUGCCUUUCCCAGCCCAGCCCAGCCUACCCAACCUCAUCUCUUCCCUGUAGACCACAUCCCACCAUGUUCCCCUGAGCCUCCAAGGAAGGGGCUCGGGGGCCCCAUGGCCUCCCGCUCCCUGUGGCCCCACAGCCCCCGUGGGCCAGGGGAAGCGCCCCAGAAGCCGAAGUGCCCACCAUGGGCAACCACACGUGGGAGGGCUGCCACGUGGACUCGCGCGUGGACCACCUCUUUCCGCCAUCUCUCUACAUCUUUGUCAUCGGCGUGGGGCUGCCCACCAACUGCCUGGCUCUGUGGGCGGCCUACCGCCAGGUGCAACAGCGCAACGAGCUGGGCGUCUACCUGAUGAACCUCAGCAUCGCCGACCUGCUGUACAUCUGCACACUGCCGCUGUGGGUGGACUACUUCCUGCACCACGACAACUGGAUCCACGGCCCCGGGUCCUGCAAGCUCUUUGGGUUCAUCUUCUACACCAACAUCUACAUCAGCAUCGCCUUCCUGUGCUGCAUCUCAGUGGACCGCUACCUGGCUGUGGCCCACCCACUCCGCUUCGCCCGCCUGCGCCGCGUCAAGACCGCUGUGGCCGUGAGCUCCGUGGUCUGGGCCACGGAGCUGGGCGCCAACUCAGCGCCCCUGUUCCAUGACGAGCUCUUCCGAGAUCGCUACAACCACACCUUCUGCUUUGAGAAAUUCCCCAUGGAAGGCUGGGUGGCCUGGAUGAACCUCUAUCGGGUGUUCGUGGGCUUCCUCUUCCCGUGGGCACUCAUGCUGCUGUCGUACCGGGGCAUCCUGCGGGCCGUGAGGGGCAGCGUGUCCACCGAGCGCCAGGAGAAGGCCAAGAUCAAGCGGCUGGCCCUCAGCCUCAUCGCCAUCGUGCUGGUCUGCUUUGCGCCCUAUCACGUGCUCUUGCUGUCCCGCAGCGCCAUCUACCUGGGCCGCCCCUGGGACUGCGGCUUCGAGGAGCGCGUCUUUUCUGCAUACCACAGCUCACUGGCUUUCACCAGCCUCAACUGUGUGGCGGACCCCAUCCUCUACUGCCUGGUCAACGAGGGCGCCCGCAGCGACGUGGCCAAGGCCCUGCACAACCUGCUCCGCUUUCUGGCCAGCGACAAGCCCCAGGAGAUGGCCAACGCCUCGCUCACCCUGGAGACCCCACUCACUUCCAAGAGGAACAGCACAGCCAAGGCCAUGACUGGCGGCUGGGUGGCCACUCCGCCCUCCCAGGGGGACCAGGUGCAGCUGAAGAUGCUGCCACCAGCACAGUGAACCCUGAGUGGCACAGAACUCCCAGUUUUCCCCUCUCAUCCCACAGUCCCUUUUCUCCUGGUCCGGUGUAUGCAAAUUGUAUGGAAAAAGGGCUGUGUUAAUAUUCAUAAGAAUAUAAGAACUUAGGAAGAGUGA